AUGUCCACCCUCUUCCCUUCCCUCUUCCCGCGUGUCACCGAAGCUCUGUGGUUUAACCUGGACCGGCCCUGCGUGGAUGAGAAUGAACUGCAGCAGCAGGAGCAACAGCACCAGGCUUGGCUGCAGAGCAUAGCUGAGAAAGACAACAAUUUGGUGCCAAUCGGGAAACCAGCUUCAGAGACUUACGACGAGGAGGAGGAAGAGGAUGAUGAGGAUGACGAGGACAGCGAGGAGGACUCCGAAGACGAUGAGGACAUGCAGGACAUGGACGAGAUGAACGACUACAACGAGUCCCCGGACGACGGGGAGAUUAACGAGGUGGACAUGGAAGGGGCAGAGCCAGACCAAGACCAGUGGAUGAUCUAGUUGCCGGACAAGCCACCGCCGCUGGGAAUCGCCAUCCAGGUGCACCAAAUGGGCUCCUGAGCUUGGCUGCCCCCCCCCCUCAGACCCCCAGGGGUGUCCUGCGCCCACCGUGACUCUCUGCCAGGGAGGGGGGGGUCUGAAUGCCAACUGCCCCGUGAGCUGACCUCCUGCGUUGCUCUGCUGACCCACUGACCAGAGCAAAAGCCUUAAGGGUUGUGUCCGUCUCUCCGCCUGCUCUCUUUCGGCCAGUUGGGGGGUUGAAGCUCUUUUGUAAAUAAAAGGUUUCUUUUUUCA
Thamnophis sirtalis is the source of this 660-nucleotide messenger RNA. NCBI's taxonomy places the organism in Eukaryota, Metazoa, Chordata, Lepidosauria, Squamata, Natricidae. The record is from RefSeq and is a predicted model, not a curated record.